AUGGUAUGGUGUUCCAGAGUCGGUGGUUCUAUCUCUGGUGCUAACAUUUGUUGCAAGGUCUUCAGCGUCACGGGACCCGAAGCGGCAUUCGUUUCUCCGCAAACGACUGGCCACUACCUACUCCAUGUCAACACUGCUAUCCCUCGAGCCGAAGAUGCAAGAAGUGGCAGACGUCAUGUGGACCAGACACUCCAUGCCGUGGCAAAGCGAGGCGGGAUCGUCGAUGUCCAGGAUGAAACCUCGCACUUCGCCUUCGACAUCGUCAGCAAGCUGGGCCUGGGCGAACGCUUUGGCUUCGUUGACCAGUCUGCAGUCGGAGUUGACCACAUUAUCCCUUCGGUCCAUGGGUUCUUCUACAUUAGCGCCCUUCUUGGGUACAUCCCUGGGCAGGUAUGGUGGGUGCAGAACUCGCUCUCGCAGAAGCUGCUCAAGGCCUUCGCUCCGCCUUGGAUGAACGGAGCAGCGAGCUUCAGAGCGUGGACAGACCAGCAGGUCCGGAAUCGCAUGGAUGAGGAGAGGAAGACUAGUGAUCAUGAUCGAGACAUGCUCGACCACUUCGUUGAUAUGAAAGGCUUGAAAAGCCAAUUUGCCACGGCCGCGGAAGUCCAGAUCGAGGUCGGGAAUCUAAUCGGCGCCGGAGCAGACACAUCAGCAAUUGGUAUCGCAGUCGUCCUCGGUCAAUUGGCUACACAUUCCGAAGACUAUCGCCGCAUACAGCAAGAGAUCGACACAGCCUACACAGAGCAUAACGCCGAUAAGUCGUAG
Fulvia fulva is the source of this 765-nucleotide messenger RNA. RefSeq lists its product as uncharacterized. Gene Ontology annotation, molecular function: monooxygenase activity; iron ion binding; heme binding. NCBI's taxonomy places the organism in Eukaryota, Fungi, Ascomycota, Dothideomycetes, Mycosphaerellales, Mycosphaerellaceae. The coding region runs from base 1 to 765 and encodes 254 amino acids. The transcript has a single exon. The record is from RefSeq and is a predicted model, not a curated record.